GCCGCACGCCACCGGCAUCUUGCUUUUUCUUCCUCCUCCCCCCGUUGUAGCCCUCGCCUCUCCCUCCUAUCCUUUUAUUCCCGGCCCCACCUGCCAAAAUGAACAGCUCCGACGAGGAGAAGCAGUUGCAGCUCAUCACCAACCUAAAGGAGCAAGCAAUAGGCGAAUAUGAAGACCUUAGAGCAGAGAACCAGAAAACAAAGGAGAAGUGUGACAAAAUUAGGCAAGAGCGAGAUGAAGCUGUUAGAAAAUUGGAGGAAUUUCAGAAAAUUUCUCACAUGGUUAUAGAGGAAGUUAAUUUUAUGCAGAACCAUCUUGAAAUAGAGAAGACUUGUCGAGAAAGUGCUGAAGCUUUGGCAACAAAGCUAAAUAAAGAAAAUAAGACACUGAAGAGAAUCAGCAUGUUAUAUAUGGCCAAGCUGGGACCAGAUGUAAUAACUGAAGAGAUAAGCCUCGACGAAGAAGACUCUGCGGUGGACCGGGAGCCCACUGCGGAGACGUGUGUCUCGGUGCAGUGUCAGAGGCAGAUCAAAGAACUUCGAGAUCAAAUUGUAUCUGUCCAGGAGGAAAAGAAGAUACUAGCCAUUGAACUGGAAAAUCUCAAGAGCAAACUUGUAGAAGUAAUUGAAGAAGUAAAUAAAGUUAAGCAAGAAAAAGAUGUUUUAAAUUCAGAAGUUCUUGAACAGAGAAAAGUCUUAGAAAAAUGCAAUAGAGUGUCCAUGCUGGCAGUCGAGGAGUAUGAGGAAAUGCAAGUAAACUUGGAGCUGGAGAAGGACCUUCGAAAGAAAGCAGAGUCAUUUGCACAAGAGAUGUUCAUUGAACAAAACAAGCUAAAGAGACAAAGCUGUCUUCUGCUCCAGAGCUCUGCUCCUGAUCAACAGCUUUUGAAAGCUUUAGAUGAGAAUGCAAAACUCACCCAGCUCCUUGAAGAAGAAAGAAUUCAGCAUCAACAAAAGGUCAAAGAAUUAGAAGAAAAACUAGAAAAUGAAACACUCCACAAAGAGAUACACAACCUCAAACAGCAACUGGAGCUUCUAGAAGAAGAUAAAAAAGAAUUGGAAUCGAAAUAUCAGAAUUCUGAGGAGAAAGCCAGAAAUUUAAAGCAUUCUGUGGAUGAACUCCAGAAACGGGUGAACCAGUCUGAGAAUUCCGUGCCUCCGCCACCUCCUCCGCCACCUCCACUCCCCCCUCCUCCCAACCCCAUCCGAUCCCUCAUGUCCAUGAUCCGGAAGCGGUCCCACCCCAGCGGCAGUGGUGCUAAGAAAGAAAAGGCAGCUCAACCAGAAACAACUGAAGAGGUCACAGAUCUGAAGAGGCAAGCAGUCGAAGAGAUGAUGGACAGAAUUAAAAAGGGAGUUCACCUUAGACCGGUUAAUCAGACAGCUAGACCCAAGGCCCAGCCAGAAUCUUCCAAAGGCUCUGAGAGUGCAGUGAAUGAAUUAAAAGGAAUACUGGGGACACUUAACAAAUCCACUAGUUCAAGAAGCUUAAAAUCCCUUCACUACACUGAAAGCAGUGAAACUGAGUUAGAAAGGAUUUUGCGUCGCAGAAAGGUGACAGCAGAAGCAGAUAGCAGUAGUCCAACCGGGAUAUUAGCCACCUCAGAGUCCAAAUCCAUGCCAGUGUUGGGUUCUGUAUCCAGUGUAACAAAAACAGCCUUGAACAAGAAAACUCUGGAGGCAGAAUUCAACAGCCCGUCCCGCCCAGCACCUGAGCCAGGUGAUGGGCCGUGUAAAUUGGAAGGCGGCACACGUUCCAAGGUUACAUUUCAGCCUCCCAGUAACACUGGAUGGAGGAGACAGUACAUUGGCAGUGAAAAACAAGCUAAACCAGUUGUAGUUUUAGAUCCUGUUUCCACACAUGAACCCCAAACCAAAGACCAGGUUGCCGAAAAAGAUCCAAUUCAACGCAAGGAUGACGAAGGCGAAAUUAAACCAGAAUACAAAGAAGACAGCGCUGAAAAAAUAAGAGACACAGACAGCUCCAACUGCUGAUCCGUAACCCAGAAGGCUGACAUUUUCGGGAGCCCUUUCCAAAAUGCACAUGAUUAGCUUUGGUGUAUUGGCAAGCGCUCCAGACAUUCUGUUCUUAUCACUGUAUUCAAAUAGAGGUUCAUUUCUGAUGUCACUUUUGUAAGUAGACUACCUAUAAACAUAAGUAAGCUGUUUAGCAAAUUACACAUGCUGUGUAGUUUUUCUUUUUUAAUAUUUAUAGGGAUAAGGUUUUUUUCUAAUUACUGGAUCAAGUGUGACUUUUUUUUAGAGGGUUACAAACAAUUCAGAUGUUGCUAUUUUUUUAGUUAAUGUGCAUACCACUCUUCAAAUGUAAUGCUGAAAGUUUGCAGUGCUGUGCAUAAUUGGAUAAACAGAACUGAAUAACUUAAGAUGAUUUUAAAAGCCCCCAAAUAAGAUGCUUUUUGCAUCUCAUCCUGUCUUGAUGGAGAAACUGCAGUAGCACAGGAAUUGUGAAGCGCUGUGGCACACAAAUUACUUUCUAGGAUAUACCGAGAUAAACUUAAAAUUCAGGAGCCGGCAUCAAACCAGUAGUCCCACAGGCAGUGCUAAUUACACACAUAGUCACCUGUGGGAUGAAAACUACCUGCUAUUGAUCGUGUCCAAAGCCUCGCAAGGACUUUUGGGGCAGUGCUCUGGUGGCCUGAAUGCAGAACUGAGGUGACGGUCUAAUCCUUGAAUUGAAGAGGGCAUUAUCUCGGUAAACCGUGUGCUCUGUGCUAUGAGUUCAUUGUGUUUUCUCAUGUACCAAGCACCGUAUUUUAUCCCAGCUCUUAUUUUCUUGCUUCUCUGCCAUUCUACAUUAUGUAGGUUUGUUGUUGGGUUUUGUUUUGUUUUGUAAGAAAUGAAGUGGUAGUCAGUCUAAAAAUACAUUGUUUCCGUCUACCACAGUGAAUAAAUAGAAAUGUAAUCAGGGAUUUAAAAAAACAAACUUAUGCAGUUUCAAAGUUGAUUGUUUCAAAAUUGAUGUUUAUUUCAAAUAAGUGGUAAUGUACUUGAAUGCAUUUUUUUAUGACAGUGAUUCAGUAAUGGUAAUUUUACUAUUAAAGAAAGUGAGCGGUUUAGUUUCGUUAGCGUAGCUCAGCAUGUAGCUGUCAGGUGUUUCUCACCGAAGGGCAAAAGAAAACGGUAGUAAUAAUUGCAGUAGUUGUAUUGUACUUUAUUUUUGCACGUGUGCUAAGCAUAGGCUUGAAGAGGUGGGUAGGCAGGUAAAUGUACUUCCUGAAUUUGGAGAUAAUUAUCUCUCUGUAGGUUCGUUAUGCUUGACUGUUUCCAUGUUCUUCCAGUGACAAGUUGACAGUUUCUUACCAGUUUACUCCUGGGAAAUGAAAAUGUAAUGUUUUCCACUGUAACUUUCCCUAACUGAAUAAUACUGCUAUAUGAUACACUGAUUACAAACUGCAUUAAUUCACUUGAACAAGUUUUGUUAUGCUGUGAUUUGAACUCUCUUCCCCACACUUAUUAAAAAAAAACAC
Messenger RNA from Pteronotus mesoamericanus, 3487 nucleotides. RefSeq names its product shootin 1 (gene SHTN1). Gene Ontology annotation, biological process: neuron projection morphogenesis; positive regulation of neuron migration. The record is from RefSeq and is a predicted model, not a curated record. Gene Ontology annotation, cellular component: axonal growth cone; cytoplasm; cell leading edge. Bases 99 to 1994 code for a protein of 631 amino acids. The transcript is spliced from 17 exons. NCBI's taxonomy places the organism in Eukaryota, Metazoa, Chordata, Mammalia, Chiroptera, Mormoopidae.